ACUGAGCGUCUGACCCACGAACGAGCCUGUGCUGCCGGGAGCGCGCGUAGCAAUGAUGCCUCGUCCCUCGCUCGUCUUUCCAUUGUCGGAAAACAGAAAAAGAAAUCCGUCUUUUACCCACACUCUCACACUCUUCUAGCGCUCGUGUUGUCGUGCGACCACCAGCUUUGUUAGUGUAAGACGCCAGAUUUUUUUUAAAUCAGCAAACACGUCGAUAAUCAGUUCUUUACCCCCCUCUAUAUAGUCAAAGAGGGCACUAAGACACAGGAGAGGUCCAGCUGUGUUGAUGUGUGUCGGGGGCUCAUCCUUCAUCCUUCAUCUCGCAGGUCGUUCCUUUAACUUGAUGCUGUCGACACCGCUGACGCUGUUCAGUUUGGGGAUGUAAACGCAAGGAAGCCACUCCAACGAACAAAUGUGACUCAACGAGUGCCUGAAUCCACUGGAACAAUGAGCCUCUAGGAGCAGAAACGCGCACCAAAAGCCUCAGGCUUGUGAGGGAACCGGCCUGGCUCUUCAUCCUCCCCUUCUAACACGGCGACCAUGUCCUUUCCCUCCGUUGCCCAUCUCAUGGAGAGUGUACUCCCACCCAGAUAAGAUGCCUGCCCUGUUUGACGCCCUGCAUCCCCUCCUGCCCAUCAUCACCUUCUCCUUCUCCUCGUUUGUACCUGCUCUCACCAACAGCUCCCUGCGGCCCCCGAGGCUCCGCCCUGCAGUGCUCCAACAUGGUGGAUGAGGUAACCACCAUGAAGGAUGACAUCAUCAACGCCAACACGCUGGCUUGGCUGGUCUGCUCAGGCGUGUCCAUCCUGGCUAACACAUGGAGCAUCCUUAGCGUCAGUGCCAAGCAGAAAAAGUGGAAACCACUGGAGUUCCUCAUCUGCACCCUGGCAGGCACACACAUCCUGAACAUGGCCAUCCCCAUCACCAUGUACUGUGUCAUUACGCUGCGACGCCAGCACUCCAACUAUGAAUGGAACGAGGGGCUCUGCAAGGUGUUUGUCUCCACCUUCUAUACUCUCACAUUGGUCACCUGCUUCUCAGUCACCUCGCUCUCUUAUCACCGCAUGUGGAUGGUGCGCUGGCCUGUCAACUACAGGUUGAGUAACACCAAGAAACAGGCAGUACACACAGUGAUGGGUAUCUGGAUGGUCUCCUUCAUCCUGUCCACACUUCCUGCAGUGGGUUGGCAUGACACCAUUGACCGCUUUUACACCUCUGACUGUCGAUUCAUUGUGACAGAGAUCGGUCUGGGCUUCGGAGUUUGCUUUCUGCUGCUUAUCGGGGGCAGUGUAGCCAUGGGUGUGAUCUGCAUCGGCAUUGCUCUCUUCCAGACCUUCUCCAUUCAGGCGGGACACAAAGCCGACAAGAACAAGUUCAAUGUCCCCACCAUAGUGGUGGAGGAUGCCCAGGGGAAGCGUAGAUCGUCCAUCGAUGGAUCGGAGCCUCUCAAGACGUCGCUGCAGAUCACGUACCUGAUCAGUGGAAUCGUUUUCAUCUAUGACUUCCUGACUGGCUUCCCCAUACUGGUGGUGAGCUUUGCCAGUCUAAAGUUUGACCGCUCCUACAACUGGAUGGUGUUGUGUGUGCUGUGGUGCUCCAUUGUGCAGUCCAUCCUGCUGCCCAUGUUCCUCUGGGCUUGUGACCGCUAUCGGGCUGACAUCCGCAUGGUGUGGGAGAAGUGUGUUGCGAUCAUGUCAAACGAUGACGUGGAUGAGGAAAACAGCCAAGAUGGAGGAAUACAUGCCGACUUAAUAAAUGACAGACCAUAUGACUAUAGCUCGUCGCCUGAAAUCGUGACGCUAGACCAUAAUGCCAAGUAUGAGUUCUCAACCUUAGAAAGGGGGGUUCCACAUGGGUAUCCAUUGAGGGAACAACAGGAAGAUAAAAUGCAGUAUUUGCAGGUGCCCCCUACAAGAAGAUACUCCCACGACGAAACCGACAUGUGGACCAGCGACCGGAUCCCCUCAUACCUGCACCGAUGGGGCUCCACCGAGGACAUAAUAGUGAGUGCCCACUACAGCUCCACCUUGCCACGCCACGAGAGGCGCAGGAGCAGCCUGGUCUCCUACCACGAGGAGAGCCACCAUCAUCAUCAUCACCACCAUCAUCAUCACCCGCACCGCAAGCGGCGACGCUCUGAGGAUAGUAUGCACUCCCUCAAGCACCUGCCACGCGUGGUUUGCGGUGGGGAGCGCUACGAGGACGAGCUGCGGUGUUUCAGCCGUGAUGAGGUGAUUAACUUUAUAGAUGAGACGCCGCUCCCGAGUCCCAGGAAAAGCCCGCGGCGCACAUCCACCAUCUCACUUAUCCCCAAUGUGUACGAACAGCACACAGUCAUCCUUCCUUACUUCCCACUCACAGACUUCGAGCGUGAGCCUCAAGCACUCAGGCGGCUCUCUGAACACAAAAGAAGCUGUAGUCGGGGCAACUCGCCUGAGGGUUCCCCGAAACCAGACAAACCUGCAGGAAAAAAGAGCUCUGGGAUGUGUGAUUCAGGGAAAGGCUGCCAGGAGCGCUCGAGAGACAGGAAACAGCAAUGUGAAGCAGGCUCACCGGGAUGCAGCCGUCAGACUGUGGGGCAUUCUGCUUAUAGGCCAAGGACAGGUGGGGGGGCAGGUGCUGGGACUGACUGGGGGCAAAAGAGGCACAAGGUGGAGGGUAAAGGAAGCACUAACAGUUUUGUAAGCACACCAUCAGCAUCCUCCUCGGGGUACAUUACUUUUCAUUCAGACUCUGUGGGCUCCACCACCUGAAAGCAAGUUUCUGUUAAUGUCAACAACAUAACUGAAGUCAUCAUUAUGGAAUCUUGCUGGAUUUUGGAAAAGUAACCGGAUUUAAUGGGCCUAAACAUGAAUUUGUAUGUAGGCUUUGUAAAGGUUAGAUGAAGACUUGACAUUGGGUUAUCAAUCCAGGAGACUUUUUGCAGCACCGGCACAAAUGAACAGUUUUUAAACGGCGUGAACAUUCCCACACCUAGUUUCUGCGGAUUGAUGUUGCUUUUAAUGAAAUGUUUAAAGGUUUGAGGGAGGUAGUUGUUCGGUUUGUGUUUUUUUUUAAUUGCACCUUAAGAGCUUUAAGUUAAAGCUGUGUUUAUUUGGCACCUGAUAACUGUGUUUUGUUUUAGGGGCACGUUUGCUUUAAACUAAACUUUCCAAAAUAUGAACCAUGUUUCUUGAGAUUGGAGGAUAUGACACGUUUUACAUAUUUUUUUGUUUUGAAUAUGAUGUAAACUUUUCUAUUAACAUCAAAAUUAAAGACACAUCCCAACAUUUAUUUAGAGCACCCUAUGUUGAAGUAAAAUGGAAGUGGUGUUCCAUUGCCUAAAGUCCUGUGUGAGAUCUGGAGGUAUAAUGUGAAGGCCCCUUAAUUCUUAAUGAAAAUGUGAAGUCAUUUUAUGAAGAUUGACCUGUCAUGUACAUAUAAAAGAUAUUGACUUUA
Messenger RNA from Notolabrus celidotus (New Zealand spotty), 3438 nucleotides. Its product is annotated as probable G-protein coupled receptor 153. The record is from RefSeq and is a predicted model, not a curated record. The coding region runs from base 723 to 2753 and encodes 676 amino acids. The transcript has 6 exons. Gene Ontology annotation, biological process: G protein-coupled receptor signaling pathway. Gene Ontology annotation, molecular function: G protein-coupled receptor activity. NCBI's taxonomy places the organism in Eukaryota, Metazoa, Chordata, Actinopteri, Labriformes, Labridae. Gene Ontology annotation, cellular component: membrane.